UGGUUGCGUUUGGAAACGCGCCGCCGCUGCCUGCUGUCGCUCGCCGUGCUGCUAUGCCGCUCAAGUUCCUAGUGUUCCUGUCCCUAUGCGCGCUGUCGCCGCUAGCUAUAUCAGAUUACGUAUCGCCCAUCAUUAGUAGUCCGGGCCUCUAUUUCGAUAAGCUCUUAGAUGUUAAGUUUACUAAUAAUGAUUGGAAAGUCUUAGCAUAUUUAGAUAUAAGUCAUGUUCAACCGAAUCUAGAUAAGGUAGAAUUUUUAUUAGAAAAAUUAAGCGUAUUUUGUAAUUCUCUUACGUCGUCGAAAAUACAGUCGGAUUGCAUAAAUUCUCUUACGGCGCUGAAAAAUCAGCACCUUAUUAAUGUUAAUAAGUUUUCUUCGGUUUCAUAUUUGCUUCAAAAUGAUAACGCAAAACAGCGUUUUAAAAGAGGUCUUAUUGACUUAGGAGGUUCUAUCUUGAAAACUAUCUUCGGUACAUUGGAUGCCGAAGAUGCUGUCAAAUAUUCAGAGGCUAUAAAUAGUGUCCAGACAGACGAGAAACAUCUCGCUCAUCUUAUGAAAGAUAAUAUUCAUGUCAUACAAUCCACUAUUUCAUCGUUUAAUAAUUCUAUAUCAAAAGUUAAUUUAAAUGAAAAACAUCUUUUGGAAAAUAUGGAAACAAUACAUACAAUAUUAGAUUCAGUUUCAAAUACUAAUGAUAAGCUUACUUUAAAAACUCAAAUUAACUCUUUAUCCAACUCUUUGGAAGCUAUAAUCUUAACGUCGUCAUUCGAUAUCGACGACAUAAAUAAUGCUAUUUUAUUUGCAAAACUUAACAUUUUACACCCGACUGUACUCAGUCCCUAUCAGUUAUAUAACGAAUUAGAUAAACAUAGAAAUAAACUCCCUAGCCAUUAUGAUUUGCCUAUACCAUUAACGCUACAAAAUAUUCAGGAAUUAACCGAUAUUUCUAAAUUAGUUUGCUAUUAUCAUCAAAAUAAAAUAAUAUUCGUCCUUCACAUUCCUUUAGUCCUACCUCAAACCUAUAAUCUUUAUAAUAUAAUACCAUUACCCGUCCCAUACGAUAUAUUGAAACCAGACACCUAUAUUCUAAUAGAGCCGACUAGCUCAUAUGUAGCAGUAACAGGUGAUCGCAUGUUCUAUUCACUAUUAAGGGACAUUGACAAGUGCAAAUUAAUAAGUGAAAAGUGUUUUGUGUGUGUGCUCGCCGACUUGUUCUCAGUCGUUGCCAAUCCUACGUGUGAAACAACGUUAUUAACUGAAGUGGUUACUAAACUCCCAGACUCUUGUGUAGCUAAAAUUGUUCAUGGUUCUAUAGAUGUAUUUCAUAAGCUUAGUUUUAACCGUUGGAUCUUUGUACAAUCAGAACCAGGGAAAUCUCAUAUUACCUGCGAAAAGUCUGACGUAAAUUUAGAUGUAAUUUUAUUUGGUACUGGCAUCCUGACCUUACCUAAACAUUGUAAAGCAUUUUAUAAGACUUUGCAGUUCACCGCAGUUGAUGAAACAUCACUCGGCAACGUAACAAAUGUAAUCUCCAAUUUCAACAUUUUAUUAGACGAUUGUUGUGAACAAACUAAAAUUAAUAAAACUUUCUCUAAACUUCCACAUUCUAAUUUAAAGAACAUUGGUAAUCUUGAUUCUUUACUUCAUGCCAGCAUCCAUCUUCGUUCGAUGGAAGAUGAGUUGUAUAAUUUAGAAAAUCCAUCUCACUUUGAUACAUAUGGAAAUUAUUACAUGUCUUUAAGUUUAUUUAGUAGCAUAUUAUUCAUAUUUUAUCUCUUAUAUAAAUGUCGCAAAAAUAUUACUUCUCAGAAAAAUCCUUGUUGUAUUCAAAUCUUUAAUCAGUGUCAUAAUUCAAAGACUCGCACUGAUCAUCCAACAUCUCUUGUAGUAUUUAAAGAUAAUAAUAGUGUAAAGAAUGAUUCUAUGUUGGAAGAAACAAAUUUUGUAAGCACACCGACUCCUUUGAAAAGAAAUGUUGUUAUAACUAAUGUUGUAAAGGAUCAUGAAAUGUAA
Aricia agestis (brown argus) is the source of this 2012-nucleotide messenger RNA. RefSeq lists its product as uncharacterized. The transcript has 2 exons. Bases 54 to 2012 code for a protein of 652 amino acids. NCBI's taxonomy places the organism in Eukaryota, Metazoa, Arthropoda, Insecta, Lepidoptera, Lycaenidae. The record is from RefSeq and is a predicted model, not a curated record.